Molecule: messenger RNA, 531 nt
Organism: Clonostachys byssicola
Lineage: Eukaryota; Fungi; Ascomycota; Sordariomycetes; Hypocreales; Bionectriaceae
Source: the annotation of a GenBank genome assembly
AUGGACGAGGAAGCUGCAAUCAAAGCCCUGGCCAUGCCUGACAGGCCAAUCUCAUUCGUCCCAACUAAGGCUGGCGAGAUUAUUCGCAUUGGCCCUGUCAUCUGUCGGAUUAUGGAGGACGGCUCGAAUACUGAUAACCGCAUUGGCGCUGCAGAAUUCACUGUUCCUCCGGGGAUGGAUGGGCCUCCCGCUCACUGGCACGAGAUGCAUGAUGAAACGUUCCUCGUCACGGCGGGGACGAUUCGUUUUCAUGCGCCCGGGGGCAAGACAGUUGAUGCCCAGGCAGGGGAUUAUGUCGUGGUGCCGACGCGAGCACCUCAUACCUUCUCCAACCCUGGUGAUGUGGAGGCGCGUUUCUUCAAUACUUUCACUCCGGCUUACUAUAUCAACUACUUCAAGCUGAUGGAGAAGAUGUUCAAGUCUGGUAUGCCGAUGAACAAGGAUACGGUUCAGCAGGCAAUGUCGCACUUUGCCACGCUUCCUGCUGAUUUGGAGAAGAUGAAGGCGAAGCUAGCCGAGGGAGUUAACUGA